Messenger RNA from Saccharomyces paradoxus, 552 nucleotides. RefSeq names its product snoRNA-binding rRNA-processing protein IMP3 (gene IMP3). The record is from RefSeq and is a predicted model, not a curated record. Gene Ontology annotation, molecular function: snoRNA binding; structural constituent of ribosome; rRNA binding. Lineage: Eukaryota; Fungi; Ascomycota; Saccharomycetes; Saccharomycetales; Saccharomycetaceae. The transcript has a single exon. The coding region runs from base 1 to 552 and encodes 183 amino acids. Gene Ontology annotation, cellular component: Mpp10 complex; small ribosomal subunit; small-subunit processome. Gene Ontology annotation, biological process: rRNA processing.
AUGGUUAGAAAACUAAAGCAUCAUGAACAAAAAUUGUUAAAAAAAGUAGACUUCCUUGAAUGGAAGCAGGACCAAGGUCACCGGGACACUCAGGUCAUGAGAACAUAUCGUAUUCAAAAUCGUGAAGAUUAUCAUAAAUACAAUAGGAUAUGCGGUGAUAUUCGUCGUCUUGCCAAUAAAUUAUCAUUAUUGCCUCCCACCGAUCCAUUUCGUCGGAAACACGAGCAAUUACUAUUGGACAAGCUAUAUGCUAUGGGUGUCCUGACAACAAAAUCCAAAAUAUCUGAUCUGGAAAAUAAAGUUACUGUCAGUGCCAUCUGUAGAAGGCGAUUACCUGUAAUAAUGCAUAGAUUAAAAAUGGCGGAAAGUAUACAAGAUGCGGUCAAGUUCAUUGAACAGGGUCAUGUCCGUGUGGGUCCAAAUUUGAUCAACGAUCCGGCCUACCUCGUAACGAGAAAUAUGGAGGACUACGUUACUUGGGUUGACAAUUCUAAGAUCAAGAAAACCUUGUUGAGAUACAGAAACCAAAUUGACGAUUUUGAUUUUUCGUAA